AUGGAAGUUGGGAAUUUGAAUUCGUAUGAAACGCCAUGUGCUGUUUGUAAUACGACCCCGGCUUCUUCACAUUUUGGUGUUAAUGCUUGUCGACCCUGUGAGUUUUUCAAUUUUUUAUUAUUAAUGUUUUUAAAAUUUUAAUUAUUUUUGUUUUGAAGUUUUUUGAAAUUUAAAAAAGGAGCUUUUGGUAAAUUUGAAAGAGUAAUUCUAACGUUGUUGAUGUUAAUAAUGAUGAUUUAGGUGCUGCCUUCUUCCGUCGAUCAAUAGUGCUGAAGAAAAAGUACAAAUGUAAAUACGGACAAAAAUGUAAAUUUACCAGUAAGUUAGUUUAUUACAUUUGACAUUUAGAUCUUUACAAUGCUUGUAGUACUAGUAAACGAUUUGAAAUUUUAGGUAACAGAAAGAUGUGUGGGUACUGUAGGUUCGAACGAUGUUAUGCCGUUGGAAUGGAAGCUUCAAGUAAGUUGGGUAUUAGCUUAGUUCUUAGUUUGGGCAUUGACCAUUUUUUUAGUCCACAAGUAGCGGCCAUCGAUUUUACUGGGCUGUGCAGACCAGGCUGGGCAUAAAAAAUUGUCUGGACGGUCGAAGCAAAACACUUUUAGUGGCUACUUACGGGUUAAACUUUUUUUUUGAAUUUUUUUUAGAAAUUAGAUACGCCUACGAUAAGCACGGUCCAAAACUUCCUAAAAAACCGUCCGAUUCAUUGACGAAUUCACCGUCGGUGUCGACUGAAAGCGAGGUUUCAUCGGAAGAGCUGUUCAACAAUGUUGUCGCUGGGUAUUCCAAGUUCAUAGCUGAUACCAAACUAUACUACUUUGCUUCAAAUCCAGAAAGAUUACUUGAUAAGGAAGUGACGUUUGUUCAAUGCACUUUGGAACAACAUACUCGGGUUUCCAAGUCGCUGAUCGUGUAUUGUUUGGAUAUGUUAAACAACUUUUAUCAGCCGUUUAAUGAGUUCGCUGAUGAAGCCAAAGUAAGUUGAUAUUACUGUGCCAAUUCAAAUAGUUUUUAAUUAUUAGAUUGUUCAACUAAUUUUGUGUUCACUAACUUCGAAAACUUGAUUUGAGAGGGGGCUCAGAGUUUUUUGAACAACUUGUUACAUUGCAGAUUAGUAGCUCAUAACUUUUUGAACAACGUAAUAUAUUAAAUUUUAAUAUUUAAAAUCUAUUUAUAUAAAGAAUAUUACACUGCCGCCUUUCUUCACGUCUGAAUCUAGGUAGUAUAAGUACCAAAACAUUUCAGAAAAAAGUGCUCCACGAGUACCAUCUGUUCUUUACCUUGUUGAGUCAGAACUUCUUGAACACAUUAUACUUCCUCAAUGAACCCAACAAGAUGUUUUUACAUUUCGGAAGUUAUGUCGACGUCACUCAUUUUGAAAACUUCUUCUACACUUCUUCGCAAUUAGAGUUAUGCAAGUAAGAAGCAUAUAUUGAACUAUACUUUUAGAACUAUGUAUUUAAAACUAGGUUUUGUUUUUAAAGAGUAGACUAAUUUACUUUUAUGUUUUAAAAAUGUAAAAUUGGAAUUUCUAAAAUACUUUAUUUAUAGUUUUAGCACGUUCAAUGACACAAAUGUCAAGUUUAUCAAAGUUUGUAAAAAGUUUUGUAAAAUCCAACCAGACCAAGCAGAAAUCGCGGUUAUGGCUGGAAUUUAUUUUUGGAGGGAAGGUAAGUGCGGGAAAGCGAUAUGUUAGGUUGUUCAACUAUUUAUGUGCUCCUUCAUCUUAAAACUGUUCUUUCAAAGGGGGCACAGAAUUAAUUGAACAACUUUUUUACCAAAACAAGACAGGCCUAGACGGUGCAAGUUUUAGUACACAUAGCUUAAGUAUGUAUCUGUUUUUACCGCGGCUUUCUUUUGUUUUAUUAUACGCCUACAAGCGAUGCAAAAAACUCUACUCAGUAAUCAUAAAUAAAACUUAUCCUAAUCAUAAGGCACUUCUUUUUAGUGAACAACCUCUACCCAUCUCUUCAAUACGAGUCAUACACCGAGAAACUUCAAACCGAGCUCACAAGGCACUGUAGACAAAAGUACGGUGAGCUAACGUACUCAGUUCGAAUGUGUAAAGUAUUGUCGUUGAUGAGAGACUUGGAGGAACUGAUGUUGUUCUUGUCGGAGACUAUGGCCAUUGGGACAUUCAUGUAUGACAAUUGGGAUGGCAGACAUCAAGAACUAUUUACGUAA
Molecule: messenger RNA, 2181 nt
Organism: Bursaphelenchus okinawaensis
Lineage: Eukaryota; Metazoa; Nematoda; Chromadorea; Rhabditida; Aphelenchoididae
Source: the annotation of a GenBank genome assembly